CUUCAAUGCCGUACGCCAUAACUAACUACCUUGUUCGAUCGGUUUCUCCUCCUCGUUAUGGCUCCUCAGAGGCGGCGCCUCCACCAUUUGCAGCGUUUCCCUCUCUUGAUUCCUCUCAUCUCUGCCGUCGCUGCCGCUCUUAUGUUUCUCUUCGCGCUACUCUCUCUUCUAGCUCCUUCUCCCAACGAAACUAAUCAUAUGCACCGCCCGCGCCAACGCUCUUCGUUUGACGUUCAAUCGGAGGACAACGCUAUUGGAGAUAAUGUGUUCCGCGUUCCGAAAAUAAUAGGAAAGUUGAAUCGCGGACUCUGGAGCUUUAACAAUUCCGUAAACUUCUAUGGAUGUAGCAACGCAAGCAGCGAGUUUCCAAAAGCUCAAGCCAUUACUCAUCCGGAUCGGUAUUUGGUAAUUGCAACCAGUGGUGGCUUGAAUCAACAAAGAACUGGAAUUACAGAUGCUGUUGUUGCUGCGCGAAUUCUGAAUUCUACUCUUGUUGUUCCCAAACUUGAUCAACGGUCUUUUUGGAAAGAUUCUAGUAACUUCUCGGAGAUCUUUGAUGUUGAAUGGUUUAUAUCCUUCCUAUCAAAAGAUGUCAAAAUUAUCAAGGAACUCCCAGCAAAGGUUGGCCGAAGAUCAUCUCUGUACUCGAUGCGUGUUCCAAGGAAGUGUAGCGAAAGAUGUUAUAUAAAUCGUAUAUUACCUAUACUCCAGAAAAAGCAUGUUAUUCAGCUCAGCAAGUAUGACUACAGGCUUGCAAACAGGUUGGAUCCGGAGUAUCAGAAGUUAAGAUGUCGAGUUAACUACCAUGGGUUAAGAUUUACCGACCCAAUACUUGCAAUGGGUAGAAAAUUGGUACGUCGGAUGAGGAUGAGAAGCAAACAUUAUAUCGCACUGCACCUGAGAUUUGAACCCGAUAUGCUUGCAUUUUCUGGAUGCGAUUAUGGUGGAGGAGAGAAGGAACAGAAAGAACUGGGUGCAAUAAGGAAGAGGUGGAAGACGCUACAUGGAGCCAAUCCUGAUAAGCAAAGAAGACAGGGAAAAUGCCCGUUAACCCCAGAAGAAGUUGGUCUCAUGCUAAGAGCCUUGGGGUAUGGUUCUGGUGUUCAUAUUUACGUUGCAUCAGGGGAAAUAUAUGGAGGGGAAAAUACAUUGGCACCUCUGAGAGCAUUAUUUCCUAAUAUCCAUUCAAAAGAGACCAUUGCUAUUAAGGAAGAAUUAGAACCAUUUUCUUCAUUUUCCUCUCGCAUGGCGGCACUUGACUUCAUUGUUUGUGAUGAAAGUGACGUAUUUGUGACCAAUAACAAUGGUAAUAUGGCUAAAAUAUUAGCUGGGCGAAGGAGAUACUUUGGGCACAAACCAACCAUUCGUCCAAAUGCUAAAAAUCUCUACCAAUUGAUCAUGAACAGAAAUAAUAUGACUUGGGAAGCUUUUGCUUCCCGUGUACGGACUUUUCAAAAAGGCUUCAUGGGGGAGCCAAAUGAGGUUAGACCAGGCAGAGGCGUGUUUCAUGAGAACCCAUCUACCUGCAUCUGUGAAGAUUCUGUGCCCAAAGUGGGCCAAGAUUCUGGACAUAGAAAACAUGGGAAGGAUAAUGCAAUCAAUGAAAAUGAUGAUGACGAGGAUUAUGAUGAUUCUGGAUUGCCAGAAAUGGAGGAUGAUGAUUACGAAAAUGAUGAAGAUCUGAGAGAUCGAGUAGAGAAGGGUACAUACAACGGAACGGUGUCGGACUAUGACGCAAUGAACUCUCAGAAUCCUGAGUUAGAAGAAGUUGUAUCAGAUUAGUUGAGCUACCAUAUUCAACACUAUUGUACCUGCUUGCAUUAUGCUAUGUUAGUCUUAGUUACAUCCCCUUGAGCAGCUACCAGUCAAUUGAAAGUAUAUGACAAACUCCGGAGCCAGAAAAGCCACAUAACUUGGAAAGACAUACUGAAAAAAAUUCAAACAUGGGAUCAUCAAAUGCACGAUGAUAUAAUGGCCUGGGUUCGAUCAAGGGGAUGACAUAACUGAAUCCGCAGAGAUGGGAUCGGAAGUGAGCAAUGGGAGUGCAAUUGAGGGAAGCCAUUCAACGUUGAGGCGUAGCCCUGUAGGCGGUGUAUAUGUUCGUUCUGGAAAUUUCUUAUAGUUGAAAAUUGUGCGUCGCUGCAUCUAGUUUUCUUUGGCAUUUUGAUGCAAUCAACUGAUUUUCACUAAUAGAAGCAGCAAAAUGCCAACAUAAAGUUUUUGUCCCAAAAGUUUUGGGAAACCUUUUGAUGUGAGAGAGAGGAUCGCUAUAAUCGUUGGGAGAAAUCUACACAUGUUCAACUAUU
Arachis stenosperma is the source of this 2306-nucleotide messenger RNA. Its product is annotated as O-fucosyltransferase 6. The transcript has 10 exons. The record is from RefSeq and is a predicted model, not a curated record. NCBI's taxonomy places the organism in Eukaryota, Viridiplantae, Streptophyta, Magnoliopsida, Fabales, Fabaceae. The coding region runs from base 58 to 1782 and encodes 574 amino acids.